AGCCACAGUGCAGCAGGAAAAACCGCACCGCGGCACCAAGGGAUAGAAAGCCAAACGUAUAGGUUAUCAAUUCAAGAAUAAAUGGACAUGAAAGGGAGAAACUGCCUGCUUCCAAAGAACGAAAAUAAUGGGAAUAUUUCAGAUUCCAUCCCAACUGAAGAGCAGUUUUUCCACUGAAAUCCAAGGAAACCUUCCCAGCUUGGUCCGACGAAGCCCACUUCCACUGAUAGACAGCAGUAUGGGUGUACAACGGCAACACUAGCGACUGUGUCAAAUAGUCUGAAUAAGACGACGAAAAACCCGCAGCUAAGCUCGCAUUUUAUGACAGAGAGGACUUGGGAAUUGUCUGUGGAAAGUCUCCGCCUCUUAUAAUUUACAGCCGUUACUUGUUUUCUAAGAAAUCCCGGGCGUUGGGAUGCGUUCGCGUUGUCUCGCUUUAUAGGGUUCAAGAAUACAAUUGAGGGAUAAAUAUGGGUGAAGUUCAAGACGUCAGGGAUGUUAAGAAAACCUUCGUUGUUCCAUCAGUAAAGUCUUUUGAGCACUAUGACUUCUCCCGAGCCAAAAUAUGUUGCAGCCUCUCAUGGCUGGUGACCAAAGCAUACGGGACAGAAAGCAUCCCGGCAGACUUAAAGGACCCCUUCUACACAGACCAGUAUGAGCAGGAGCACCUGAAGCCUCCUCUUACGAGCCUUCUGCUGUCUGCGGACCUCUACUGCAGGGUGGGCUGCCUCAUCCUGAAGAGUGAGCCUCCAAAGCCCCUGCUGGGCCACAAUGCUGUCAUUCAGGCGUUGGCUCAGCAUGGGCUUUACGUCACCGACCAAGAGAGACUGGUCACUGAAAGGGACCUUCGAAAGAGGCCUCUACAAAUGAGCGCUCACCUGGCAAUGAUCGACACUCUGAUGAUGGCGCACACAGUGGAGACGGUGAGCGUUGAGAAGGUUAUGGCCUGCAUUCGUCAGUAUUCAUCUUGCGACCCUGAGGUGAAAACACCUUAUGACAACGAAGAUGCAGUGAACACCUGGAUCAACAAGGUAAAUGAGUAUCUGAAAGACAUCGGGGCUCAGGAGCAAAGGAACAUGGACACGCAGAGCGCCGAGCCUGCUGGGAGUUCUCUGGCUCGCUACAGGAAGGAGCAGGCAACAACGCAGCUGGUUCCCUGGAUCCCCCCAGUGGACAACCUGCUGAAAGACUGCACGGAUGGCUCGGCCCUGGGCGCGCUGCUCCACUUCUACUGCGCUCAGCUGCUGCCGCUGGAGGAUGUUUGUCUGAAAGAGAACAUGACGCUGACUGAUCGGCUGUCCAACCUUCAGCUCAUACAGGACUUCUGCAAAGACAACCUGAACAGCUGUUGCCAUUUUAGCCUGGAGGACAUGCUCUACGCCUCCUCUGACAUCAAGAACAACUACCUAGUGUUCAUGGCAGAGCUGUUUGGGUGGUUUGAGGUGGUCAAGCCGUCUUUUGUGAAACCAAGAAUGCUGAACAACGAAGGCACGGAGCAAUCAUCCCUGUUGAAGACUAUACCAGCUAUCCCCAUCUCCAAGGCAACCAAGAGCAGCUUCAUGGAAAGACCCCCAAAUCCUGAAAGACCAAGGCAUGCCCGUCCACAAAAUUUGCCCCUCCGUCCUCAGCCUCGAAACUCGGGAGAGAUGAAGAGGUCAACCUCAAUGUCCAUUGUCGAUUGCAACCUCAGCACCUGGCCCAAAGAAAAAAGGUCCGGGCCUUAUGGAGUGUCUUUUGACAUACCCUUUGACAAAGAGUACUCUGAUUCCACCAGUCCUUCCUCUACACGUGGCAUGGCCAGGUCCGUGAGCACUGAUGAUGGUUCUGGUUUCAAAGUCCACCACCUGUCCCAUGGAAUGAAGCAUAGCCUGUCCUUUCAGCCAGUGAACGGUAAGAAUGUCGACAUUAAGGAGGAGGAGGGCUGCCUAGACAGCAUGGCUGGUAUGGAGCUUUACAGGAGAGAGUAUCCAAACGGACAUCGAGGUGUCAUUGAAACAACUCCCUCCAUGGAGGAAGCCCUUCAGAUUAUCCACAGCCCAACGAUGCCCCCAGCAGAGGGGAUCAACAACAGUUUCUUUCUGCACACUCAGGACCACGGUGUUGGUGUGUUGGAGAAAGUUUCAGAGUCGGACUCCAAAAGGCCUCUGUGCACCACAGACACCACCGAGGUGGACACUGGCAUCCAUAUCCGAACAGGGGACAUGCUGGAUGAGGAUUCCUCACUGAAAGACUGCUCUGUGAACAUGGACCUGGAUAUAGACACGCCGAGCCUCUGCCCAAGCAGUCAGAGCAAAUCCCCCUCAGGAUCGAAGAUGACAAGCUUUGCUGAACAGAAGAAGAGGAAACCCACUCCAUCUUUGACAGACUCAGGUAGGUGCAGCAGCAGCAGCUCCCUCAAGACCACUCCUGAGGGUUCUGAGUUUUGCCUGCCGCUAUCCGUCUCCUGGGCCCCAACCCCUGAGCACAGCCUCAUCCAUCAGCAAACCACCAUCAUUGCUCAAGCAUCAGCCACACCUAUACAACUUUCUGCCAAGGACCCUGCUCAGGUCAUGGCUACGGAGAUGGUAGAGCUGAGGAUGCGGCUAGAGGAGAAGCGUAAAGCCAUUGAAGCACAGAAGAAGAAAGUGGAGGCUGCUUUUACAAAGCAUCGGCAAAAGAUGGGUCACUCAGCAUUCCUCAAUGUGGUAAAGAGAAAAGGAGAUGGGGCUGCCAGUGGGGAGGAAGGAGGGAAAACAAGUCCCACCUCCACCUUUGGGAGGAGCAAGACAGACACACCUGAUGGGGCAGAACAAAGUAACACAGCCUCCUGUUGGACAAAGUCGCUUGGUGCAGGAGAGGAAGGGGGUCAAAGCAAUGCUCAGCUAACAGAGGUAGAUCUCACAGAGUAUACUCAUUCCAUUGAGAAACUCAACCAUUCAUUAGCCUUCCUUCAGACUGAGAUGCAGCGACUCGCUCAGCAGCAGGAAGUGAUCAUGGCCAUGAGGGAGCAACAACAUCAGCAGGCGUGGGUAAUCCCUCCUCCGCAUACAUCACCACAAAAACAGACUCAAGCUGUUACUAGAUCCUCAGGACCUUCUUCUCCUGCCGACUCCCCUCGUUCCACCCACCCCUCUCCAACCAGCAUCAAACGCAAAUCUGCCUCCUUCCACUCACGUAAUCCUCGCACCGUUCGACCCAACGAGUUAAAGCUGGCCCCGUACAAUCGAGUCCUAAAUGCCCCACAAUCUGUCGACAGCAUCCCCAGGCUACGGCGAUUUUCUCCCUGCCAGCCCUUGGCCAGUUCUUUUCUUUACAUGGGGGAGAGACCAGGCACCACCAAUCCAGAAACAGUGGCCUCAGAUGGAGAUAAAAACAAGGAUACAGAGCCCCUCCUUUCCCCAGAGAAGGAGAAUCACAGUAUAAGUGUAGCCAACCCACCGUCCAGCUCCUCCAACCUGCAGAACAAAGUAGAAACCGAACCGGAUUCAGCUCAGAGAUCAGUUGCCAAUCUGAAACGUAUAGAAUCAUCAUUUCCGGAGGUUCUGGCCCACCCUGUGGUGGAGACCUUCACGGUGACUCCUACAGAGAUUCCUCCCAGACCAGAAGCCUCAGGCCAAGUCAAAAGUAGUUUGAUUGAGGUUCCUCUGUCAGUUGUGAAGACGCUGGAGGAUCUGACACUUGAUGAUGGUUUGGAGAUGCAGCAGGAUGAUGUUGAAGGGCCGGAUCACGAACAUAAAAUGUCUCAUGGUUUCUUCUUCAAGGCGGAUGGAAAGGCCGAGGAGAACAUGGCUCAGAAGAGGGCUGUACUGUUAGAGAAAAGGAUUAGGAGGGAGAAGGAGAGCCAGCAGAAGAAGAUGCAGCUGGAGGCUGAGUUGGAGCAGAAGAAGGAGGAAUCUCGAAUAAAAGCAGUGGAGGAGCGCAUCAGGAAGGAGGAAGACAAGACCAGGAGGGAGUUCAUCAAGCAGGAAUUUCUCAGAAGGAAGCAGCUCAAACUGGAAGCGGACAUGGAUACCAUCAUUAAACCACGACCAGUCGCAGCCAAGCAGAAACGGAGGCGUCCAAAGUCCCUCCAUCGCGACAGUGUGUCACAUCCAGGUUCACGCCAACGUGUCUUUUCAGUCUCCAGCUUGUCCCUUGCUUCUCUCAACCUGGGAGAUAGCGACAGUGUUCACUCUGAGAAGAGAUCACCAAGACCAGAUUCUGCAGAUGGAUUUCUGUCCCCGAGUCGAUCUGGCAGCAGGAAUGGAGAGAAGGAUUGGGAAAAUGGGUCCACGACCUCCUCUGUUACAUCAAACACGGAGUACACUGGACCAAAGCUAUACAAGGAGCCCAGUUCCAAAUCUAAUAAGCACAUCAUUCAAAAUGCUCUGGCCCACUGCUGCCUCGCAGGCAAGGUUAAUGAGGCGCCAAAGAACAAGAUCCUGGAGGAAAUGGAGAAAUCAGAGGCAAACAACUUUUUGGUUUUGUUCCGAGAUGCAGGCUGUCAGUUCCGCUCCCUCUACACGUACUGCCCCGAGAUGGAUGAGAUCAACAAGCUGACAGGCAUCGGCCCCAAGAGCAUCACGCGCAAGAUGAUCGAAGGUCUCUUCAAGUACAACUCGGACAAGAAGCAGUUCAGUCAGAUACCAGCCAAGACCAUGUCGGCCACCGUGGACGCAGUUACGAUCCAUGGCCAUCUCUGGCAAACCAAGAAGCCAGCCACCCCUAAAAAAGUAGUGCCUGUCCAGUUCUAAUGGAACUGGAUACCAAAUAUCACCAUUCCCCCCUCAGAUGGAACAUACCAAUUUCAAUUUGCACUUCAUUGUACAUAUCCACUAAGAUUCAAGAACCUGCAAUGCCAGUUAGAUGAAUGCAUAUUUGACUAUUAAUGUUUGUUUGUUAGUUUUUCCCUCUAAUUGCAUUCCUGUCCGUUUUUCUUUCCUACCGUGGACUGGAAAUGAGUCCUGGAAUGUAUGCCGCUGUUGAAGAAUGAUGUAAAAUGCUUCCCACUUCAGUGUUUUUAAAGAUUGUCAAGUUUGAGUCAAAUAAUGAAGGCAUGUGUGAGUGUUGUUUUUGUCUCAUAUGUGCCAAACGUAAAACAAGAGACGGUGUGAAUGCUAGGAUAUUUUACUGAACCACUGAACGUUUUAAAUUCAUGUACGGAUUGAUUCUGAGCCAUUGUCCUUCUGUACACAUUACAUCUAUUGCACCUGUCCAUCCUGGAGAGGGAUCCUCCUCUGUUGCUCUCCUGAAGGUUACUUCCCUUUUUUCCCCCCUGAAGGGUUAUUUGGGAGUUUUUCCUGAUCCGAUGUGAGGUUUUGGGGCAGGGAUGUCUAUGUGUAUAGAUUGUAAAGCACUCCGAGAUAAAUUUGUAAUUUGUGAAAUUGGGCUAUACAAACAAACUGAA
Messenger RNA from Pseudoliparis swirei, 5365 nucleotides. It is a transcript of the gene camsap2a, whose product is annotated as calmodulin regulated spectrin-associated protein family, member 2a. Gene Ontology annotation, biological process: negative regulation of microtubule depolymerization; neuron projection development; cytoplasmic microtubule organization. Gene Ontology annotation, cellular component: microtubule minus-end. Bases 471 to 4712 code for a protein of 1413 amino acids. Gene Ontology annotation, molecular function: spectrin binding; microtubule minus-end binding; calmodulin binding. Lineage: Eukaryota; Metazoa; Chordata; Actinopteri; Perciformes; Liparidae. The transcript is spliced from 17 exons. The record is from RefSeq and is a predicted model, not a curated record.